GGAGUCAUGAAGAGUGCUGGUGAAGCGCGAAAGUUGCCUUCCAUUCCGAGCCAUCCCGAGGCCAUGAGCCUUUAUGCCUGAGGCAUCUACGAUCACGGACCGAGCUUAUUUUACUUUAUCGUAUCCUUAUCUAUUGUUAUCUCCAAUAUAUAUUUUCUUCCCUAAACUGAUUGGAGGCUUUACUAGACACAAUAUAUAUAUAUAUAUAUGGAACGCCAUAACGCCAUUUAUUACAGCAGAACAACUGGAAGAAAACCUGGCAGGACAGUGUUUAUUCAAUGAACACCGUAACAAUUCAGGCCGGAGAAUUUCAUAUAUGAGACGCCCAUACAUGAGAUAAACAUCAUAGCCACCCGCGGAUACCAAAAUACUAUUUGGGUAAAGUAGAAGGAUUCCAAUUUCAUAAAGUCAUUUCCCGCCAAUUCGGUUUGACGGCUAAAUGGUCGUCUAUUAGCACGUUGCUACAGGAAGA
Messenger RNA from Aspergillus alliaceus, 472 nucleotides. RefSeq lists its product as uncharacterized. The record is from RefSeq and is a predicted model, not a curated record. The transcript has 2 exons. The annotation marks the transcript as partial. Lineage: Eukaryota; Fungi; Ascomycota; Eurotiomycetes; Eurotiales; Aspergillaceae.